AUGGCGGACGACCUGGAGCGGCUGCUGGACGAGGUGGAGCGGCGGCUCUGCCGCCUGCCGGCGCGGGCGGCGGGCGGCGGCGGGGAGGACGACGGCGAGGAGGAGAAGGGAGCGGCGAAGGCCAGAUCAACUAAGUUAUUAAUGAGCGCUGGCAGCAGUGAAGAAAAUAUAGAUGACAUUUUUGACGAAAUCUGUAAUGACAACAGUUUCAUCAAAACACCUCUGAAAUCGAGGUCUAACUCUGCAGAUAUCACACCUCACAACAAUAGUCUUGUUAUGCAGGCUCAUGGGAAAAGGUGUUGUCCAGUAUAUCUGGGUGGAAGCUCUUCACCAUAUGGUAUAGGAACAAAUAUUUCAAAAAGAACAUGUGAUCAGCUACGUUGUACUGCUUGUGACUUCCGUGUGUCACUUUACAAUGACUACAUAUGGGACCAAUCCUGUGAUUAUCUUUUUUUCAGGAAUAACAUGCCUGAACUCAGUAAACUAAGGGCGAAGAUGAUAAAGAAGAAAGGAUCACGGGCAUAUGCUUGUCAGUGCAGCUGGAGAUCCAUUGAUGAAUUAACUGACCUCCAAACAGACCAGCAGCUUCGAUGGGUUUGUGGUAAACAUGCAGAAUGAAGUCCUCUUGUGUAUUGUAGUAUUUUAAUGUAAAAACAGGUCACAAGCUCAAUUUGUUUCCCAUGCAGUUUUCUGAGAAUGAAAGGGAACCCAAAUAUUUAUAUCUAGAAAUAGAUUAUGACACCCAGAGUUCAAACUGAAAACUUUUUUCACUUCAACUGUCUUGCAGACCAUAUGGGGAGUUGAAUUGUUAGAAGAAACAAAGAAUCUGAAGGCUUUUUCUGAGACUAAAUGAGCUUAAACUCAUUUUCAGUGGUGUUAAGGAAAGGAAGUUAACAGACUUAGGUAUAGGGCAAAGAAUUGAAGAGUGUCAGCACUUUGGCUGUGUUCCUCAUCCAGAAGAGUACUUUAUUUCCCACAUCUGCAAAAUCUGGGACUCAAAGAAAAUGAUGGGCUGAGAUGAAGCCAUAACACAAGCAUAUGAAUUUCUAUAUGGAAAUUAAUAUUACUGUUUCACUUUUCCCAUGGCUGUCAACAAUCAUUGAUCUCCUAAAAGAUUACUGCAAGAUCAGCUCUCACCACAAAGGUUUUAGCACACCCCAGAACUUUACUUUCUGUUGCCCACCAGUAGCUAAAAACUGCAGGUGUUGGAAAUUUCACUCCUAUUUCCUACUAUCCUCCAUGUGUUUCUUUCUUUUUUGCCAAGCAAGGACUUUGUGUUGAAGUUCCUUGGACCUUUAUCACAGGAACCUUUUUGGACUUCUCUUCAGCCUUCACUGCAAGAGGUGAACAGGUUAUUGAAUAAUACUUUGCAGUUUAUAAGGUAUUCCGAGGAAUAUUUGGUUCUGUUCAAUAUUUUCAAGGAAAAAAAAAGCUCAGACUUUAAGAGUGAGAAAAAUAUAUCCCCACUGACUUUCAUAUUUCAUUUUUUUUUCAGUUUGCAUAGUUUCACUUCAGAAUACUACAUAUUCAGAAGGGAUAUCUGCCCUGUUUCAACAUACAGUCCUCCCCCAGUAACAUCAUAAUAUCAUGUUAAUUGGUGAAUUGCUUUGGUUACAGUUAAUGUCACUGUAGUUUAUAAGCUUAUUUGUUUUUGCUACUUAUAAAUAAGGCUGGAGUUGGCUUUGUUUUUUUUUUUUUUUUCGGGGAAAAGGAAAGGGUUACCAGUCCUGGAAAUUGUUACAUUAAAUAAUAUCUGAAGUUCCAAGGAGAGACAGUGGAUGAGGUGUAUAUGCCAUAUGUGAUACCGUGCAGAUAAAUUCAAAAUGACUUGCUUUGUGCAAUUCCAGUUAUACAGAGCCAUUUUUGUUUUUAUGAAAUUUUGUUCACUGCCCUAAUCUGUACAUGAUCAAUCUGUUCUUUUUCUGAGCUUCUGAGCCUUUCCAAGGCAAUUACAUGGUCUUUCUUAUAGAAGUCAUCUAUUGAAUCAGCAGCCUUGUCUGUACUGCUCUGAAGGAGCAGGUCCUGGUAACGGCCAGAGGCAUAAUGUACUCUGCAUCCCAUCUAUCUUCCACCUGGGUGAGUAUUUGUGCAGAGCCUGUGGAGGACCUGCAGCAUGUCAGAGAGGCCUGGCAGUGUGCCUGUACACAACUUACCAGUGCUUUAGAUUUCACGUUUCAGGGCUGUGCUAGUGGACACAGAGAGGUGCCUAAAACAUGGUAGCUGGCUUUGGAGAAGAACUUCAGUUUCCCCUGCCAUAAUGAUAUAGACAUAUUUAGUGUGAUUUGUUGUUUCCAGGGCAAUUGUUGUUUCAGGCUGAAGUUCCAGCUGCUCGAGUCUAAUACUGCAGGUUCAGGAGACAGGGAGACCUGCUGAUUAGAGCUCAGUCAGCUACUGGAAAAGGUCAGCUUACUUUCAGCCCUUUACAAAAAGAUACCUAAGUGUGGACUGUAAGCAGUAAAUGUUCCUGGGUUCCUGUUCUUCAGGUGAGGCUGAGUGAUUUUCAUUCCCAAAGAACUUCAAAGCUGAUGAUAAGGGAAAGAACACAACAGUAGUAUGUAAUUUGAUGACAAGCACUGCAGAAGAAGAAGCUUACUUUCCAUUCUCCAUCUUGAAGAAAAAUAAAUUCAGUUACAGCUUUGGCUCAGCUCUUCCAAGGUCAUUGGAGAUUGUGAUAAUCAAGUAGCCCUUGGGAUGCAUUUUUGGCCUGGAUUUCCGCUGGAACUUGUGCCAUAAUGCAGGAAACAAGUUAGGCUUGCAGCUUGUGAGCAAGAAAAAGGGAGAAUGUGAACAUUCAUCUCUGUUCAUAACACCAAGUCCUAUGAAGUUGUCAGAUGUCAUGUCACUUGGCAAAGGAGCAUGUCUCCUGUACCCUGUUUGCAGCAGACAUCCCCCUCUGGACCAGUUUACACUGCCAAGUGUGUGAAGGAAAAUAUGUGGAAACAAAAGGUCAAAACAUCUAUUCUGGUGAUUUGAUGACAAGAAGACAGAAAGCUUGCAACAGUUGAAAAUGGAGGCUAGGGAAGAAUUGAGACAUGAAGUGUCAAAGGAAUUGAGACAAAUACCUAUUGAUAGUACAAAUCAGCAAUUCUCAGAGGUCACCUCAUCCCUCAGUCUUCUGUAGGUCUAGAGAAGUGUAGAAACAGUAUUAUUUCUAGAUAGAGAUUGUUAUCAGCUGAUUAUAUCACUAGCACCCUUAAGACUGCACUUCAAGCAAUGAAUAUUUAGAAGAUGGUCUCUUUUGUAGAUGAUGUGGAAACCUGAGCAUUUCCCUAAGAUCAUCAUGUUUGUUCAAGUAGUUACUUGUUUCUGACAUUGAUCAGAGUGGUGGGUUAUGAUAGCUCCUUGUCUAAGUGUAAAGAUCUAAAGAUGUGUAGAAAUAGUACUUAUUGUAUUGUCUUUCAUUACAGAAUUUAGCAUAUUUCUAGAUCUGAGAAUAGUUACUGUAUCAUUAAAAGUAAUUACCCUGUGGGAAAGACGGGUGGUAUUAAGAAUUAGAUUCUCCUCCUUGUAUUUUCUUCAGUGUUAACAUGUUAAAAACCACUGCAAAGUCCUCAAAUGAAAAGAAUGUCAAAAAAGCAAAAAUUGGAGCUUGAAUGUUCAUUUGAUGAAGAUAUUACAAUAUUGCACAUGGAUUGUACAUAUAGCCUAGUCCAUAACUGAUACUUCCUUGUUAGUUAUCUGAGAAAGCAGGGGUUAUAUAAAGAAUUUUGUAGAAGAAUGUCAUUCAGCUGUUGUCAAACAGAAGUACUGCAGAACAGUUUUGCUAACUAUAAACGUGACCUUUGUUUUCUUCUAGUAUUUGCUCUGGAAGAAAUAAUAUCAUUUCUGCCUGUUGAAUGGGCACUAUGAAAAUUUAAGAUUUCCAUUUUGCUUGAGUCAUUUGCUUGAAAAUGCGUGCACCAUUACUAUUUAGCAGAUCCCUCAACAAAACAGAGACAAAAGUAUGACAAAGUAAGUCCACACAAAAGCAUUUUCUUGGAAAUGUAAUCAGUGAUCUAAAGCCACACCAACAUCUUGUCUUCUAAAACAGUCUUCUGCAAUACUUCUGGAUAGGAAUCAAAUUCUGAUGUAUGCAAUACAUUUUAAUAGCUUUUACUUAUCAAAUUCUAAUGUGCUGUUCUAACAGAGUAUCUUACUUGUUUCUCCUGCAAAAUAUGUCCAAUUCAGAAUGUGUAUAUAGCUCAGGAAACUUAAUUAUUAAGGAUAUUGACUUGCUGUAAAACUUUACUUACAGGCACAGAAUAGUAUUACAUAUUGCAAGCUCUGUAAUGUGUAAAACUGAAUAAAGAUUUUUUUCUGAACACUCA
Rhea pennata is the source of this 4307-nucleotide messenger RNA. It is a transcript of the gene CFAP418, whose product is annotated as cilia and flagella associated protein 418. The coding region runs from base 1 to 618 and encodes 205 amino acids. NCBI's taxonomy places the organism in Eukaryota, Metazoa, Chordata, Aves, Rheiformes, Rheidae. The transcript has 6 exons. Gene Ontology annotation, cellular component: cytosol. The record is from RefSeq and is a predicted model, not a curated record.